Molecule: messenger RNA, 2841 nt
Organism: Exaiptasia diaphana
Lineage: Eukaryota; Metazoa; Cnidaria; Anthozoa; Actiniaria; Aiptasiidae
Product: protein hu-li tai shao
Exons: 11
Coding region: 185-1906 (573 amino acids)
Cellular component (GO): cytoskeleton; plasma membrane; postsynaptic density
Molecular function (GO): actin filament binding
Source: RefSeq, a predicted model, not a curated record
GUUCAAGUGGCGGUCUUUGUCUGUGUAUUGAAUGUCGAUUUCCUGACCACUCAUUUGCAAGUUUUGCUCUCUUUUCGUGCUUCGUUGGUUUUCCUGUAGCAUGAACACAGCCCUUCUGCUGCUCUUGAUCAUCUCAUAACUUAUCCAUCAAAGACUGUAUUUUGUACAGCUCUUAAAUUGAAGCAUGUCUUUAGAAGAAGUUACGCGUCGCCCUCACAAAACGAUCGUUAGCAAAGCUAAACGAUGGAGUGCGCCGUCGAGAGAGAUGGGCUUCGCUCCAUAUACCCCUGAAAGAAUAACAAGAGAUGUACGCGGUUUAAAACUUCGCCAAAGAGUAUCAAUAGUACUGGGAGAUGAAAUUCUUCGAGAAGAGCUCGAAGAAGUCGUCGGCAAUGUAGAUUUUACCAAUAAAACGACUAAUCUACAAAGCGUGCGUACYUAUCAAGAUUUUUUGGUGCCUACCGUGGGGUUAGGUGCGAAUAAUACAGCACCGGGCGCUGUUAUUACCCCUGUUGCAGACAUCAGAGGGAUGGAUACWAUCAAGCUUUCUAAAGAAGAACGUCUUCUGCGAUGCAAAGUAGCUGCAGUUUAUCGCCUGGCACAAGAAUUUGGUUGGACGUGUUCUGAUGAUCAAGUAUUUUGCACGGCAAGAGCUGUGGAGGAUGACUACUACUACUUCACGUCACCAUGGGGAUUGCUGUGCCAUGAAAUUACAGCUGCAUCCCUCAUCAAGAUGGAUCAAGAAGGAAACACAGUUGAACCAGGAAACACAAAUUUUCUCUACAACAAACAAGCCAACGAACCACAUUGCAUGCUUUAUGAAGCCUCAAAGGAGACAAACUGUGUUAUAUUCAUCACAGCCUUGGAGGUUGUAGCUGUUAGUACAAUGGAAUGUGGAUUGCUACCUAUUUCAAGYGAAGCAGUGGCUGUUGGAGAAGUGACCUACUACACUUUGUCUGGUUAUGAUUUUAGUAAAGAUGACAAAGAAGAUAUUYGUAGAAAAUGCCAAGGAAUCGACAAGGUCUUGUUUUUAAGAAACAUWGGUGCUCUUUGUAUGGGCAAGUCAGUAGAAGAGACUUUCCACGCUGCAUAUUUAUUGGUGCAGGCUUGCAAGUUUCAGGUUCAAGCAAUGAGGGCUGGCAUUGAGAAUCUAACACAUAUUGAUAAAGAGCGCAGAAAAAAGAUUUACGAGUCUGUACAUGAAGGAGAUGAUGCUAACCAAAACAAGAGGAAAAACUGCAAUGUUCUCUUUGAGGCGUUUAUGCGCAGACUGGAUGCAAAGGGUCAUAAGACAGGAUAUGACUAUACAGUGGAUGUCUUAAAGAAAGAACCACAGCCUGAGCCCCCAAAGAUACCAAAGGCAAGAACACCAGCCACAAAGUCCAGCUCCUUCAAUUAUCCACAAGAUAGAGACCGUAACCCGGUGAGGCGAGCACAUACUACUGGGCGUGGCAUGAACAGAACAAAAUUGAAGUGGCUYAAUGAACCAGUAAAAUCUACAGAGUACAGGAAAGAACCCAACUUAGAUUCACCAAACAUUGAAGAUGUGAUUGUGAAAGACAGGAAACCCGAGCGAGAAGACAAGGAUCCUUUCAAGGCUAUCACUGAAGAAACAAUCAAUGUCAAAGAGGAGGUUGUUGCUGAGUCAGCUCCAUCAACAAGCACAGCACAAACAACAGUGACAACAACAGUAGUCACAGUGGAAGAGGUGAAGGAUAAAGAUACCAAGGAGGUCCUUGAUAAAUCUGCCGAUAGAUUUGAUGACAGCAAACUACUCUCACCAGAAGAAGGAAAAGGCAAGAAGAGAAAGAAGGUCAAGAAAAGCAAAAGUUUCAAAGACACCUUGAAAGAGAAGCUUGGUAUGACAAAGAAGGAGAAAGAAAAAGAUCGUCCACAUGAAGUUUGAGGGCUGUAACUGCUGCAAAAGAAACAUGAGAAAGGAAUAAUUAAUGGUGGAUGCGUGAAAAGACAUUGUAUUUGAAUAUCCACUUAGUAAAUUAAAAUUCUUGGGGAUUUAUAAAGUAUAUGACGACAAAUCACUGUAAACUGAUUGAGCAAAACAUUUAAAAAUGUUAUUACAGGUAGAGUGAAUGCACUUAAUCCGUGCAACUGGGCAAAAUCUAAGUAGUUCUAAUUUGUACUAAAAGUGGACCUGAAGCAAGACGGUAUUGAAUGCUUCAUUUGUAUCAAUUUCAAUUUAAUUUGCGUAUCGCAUGCACCAUUUACUAAAUACACCUAAACAUCACUAUUUAGUUUGUACAGUUGCAUGGAUUAAGUGCGAUCACUCUAGUUUUCUGACAUAAAUUAUGUUAAAUGGUUUCUGAAGCUGGUAGAAUCAUCAGGGAAUGAAAGGCAUUGMCAUUGACAACCAGGUAACGCCAAGGAAGUUAGAUAAAAAUUUUACCUAUUUUGAAUAGUCAGGUAUGAGUAUUUCCCAGCUCUUAGAGAUGACAAGGUUGAACAGACCACUUUAAUCUCACUCUGCUGUUUAUGUCAAAUGGUUAUACCAGGUUAAAAUCCUGGUAAUUCCAGGAGCAUUCAGUAGGCCGAGACCUCUCAAGUCUGCAGUAAUUAGAAUAUAUACCUUUGGGCUUAGUCAGUAAUUAAUUUAAACAUAUUAACUAAUCUCUAGUCCUUUACAAUGCCUUAUUUUUUUUAGCUUAAACAAUAACUUAACUCAGUGCACAAUUAUAUUUCAUAAUUUUAUUAAAAUUCUUUAAAAUAUAAAACUAUUCAAAAUGUAAGUUAAGUUCUACAGCAAUAUCAGUGCUUAAACACUGCGUGAAAGUUGUUUUAUAAACAAGAGGGCUGUUUACAAUAAAUAAAACUUUGUGACUCUCA